UCCAGCCCGGCCCAUAAUGCAAUUACCUCACUCCUCGAACCCCCGUCACUGUCUUUUCCAUUAUCCGCAACAUUACCCGCCGAGCUCUGUCCCUCCGACUUCGACUCCUCCAAUGGCUCAGGCCAUCUCCCUCCCCGCGCUCCCCACUCCCCACCACCACCACUACGCCGCGCCUCCCAGCCCGAGAACCUCGCGCGGAGCCUACUCGCCUUCCCUCCUCAGAGCCGACUCCCCCAUCUCCGCCGCGCUACGAGCCGGGGACGACUCCUCCUUCCGCGACGCCCGGUUCCUGCUCUCCCUGCUGCGCCAAUGCGGCGACCUGCUCCACGGCGAAGACGACAAGUCUCCGGUAGCGGAGCAGACCGACCUGGUGACUGCGCGGAGGCUCGCGCCGCAGCUGCACUCUCUGGCCGUGAGGGCGGGCCACGCGACGCGGGAGCCCCACGUGGCGUGCGCGCUCGCGGACCUGCUCGAGCGGCUGGGCCGCGGCGCGUCCGGCCGGCGGCUGCUAGCGGAGGGCGACGGGGAUGACUGGAAGGACGCGGUGCUGUGGAACAAGCAGGUGGCCAUGCUGGCGGAGGCGGGGGACUGGGACGGCGCGAUCGGCGCGUUCCGGGAGAUGCGGGCGCGCGGGGUGGCCGCCGACGGUUACGCGUGCGCCCGGGCUCUCCACGCGUGCGGCCGCGCUGGGCGACGGCUGGAGGGGCGGGCCGUGCACGCGCACGCGCUCCGGGUCGGCCUUGUCGACGCGCACCCGCUCGUCCCCGGGUUCCUCGCCGGAAUGUACGCCGAGGGCGCCGACGUGGCCGCGGCGACUACGGUGCUGCUUCGGACGGCCGGCGCUGGCGUUGUCGCGUGGAACGCGGUGAUCGCCUGCUGCGUGCGCCUCGGGCUUGUGGACGACGCCUUGGAACUCGCCGAGCGCAUGGCGAGGGACGCCGAGACGUCGGAGGCGGCGGAGCCCACGCUGGCAACAUGGAACACCGUGCUCUCCGGCUGCGCGCGCCACGGCCGUGACCGGGAGGCGCUCGCCGUCGUCCGCAGGAUGCUGGAGCAGGGCAUAUUGCCGGACGCCGCAACCGUGUCGAGCCUCCUCAAGUCCGUGGCCAACUCGGGGUCCCUCGGCCACGGCACGGAGGUCCAUUGCUUCUUCCUCCGGCACGGCCUCUCGCCGGACGCGUACACGGGGACGGCGCUCGUGGACAUGUACGCCAAGUGUGGCCGCCUCGACAUCGCCCAGAGAGUGUUCGACGGUUUGGAGCACCGGAACCUGGCCACCUGGAACUCGCUCGUCGCAGGGCACGCGAACGCCGGGCACUUCGACAGAGCGCUGGAGCUCGUGGAGGCGAUGAAACGUCACCGGAUUGACCCCAACGUGACCACCUGGAACGGGCUGAUCACCGGGUACGCCAUGAACGGGCUGAGCUCGCAGGCGAUGCUGCUGCUCCGGCAGAUCAAGUCCGCCGGCGUGGCGCCCAACGUGGUCUCCUGGACCUCACUGAUCUCCGGGAGCUGCAACGGCGGCGACUACCAGGACUCAUUCACCUUCUUCUCCGAGAUGCAGCAGGACGGCAUCCAGCCAAGCCUGGUCACCAUGCUGGUCCUGCUCCGUGCCUGCGCCGGCCUCGCCCUCCUGACCAAGGGCAAGGAGCUGCACUGCUUCGCGCUGCGGCGAGCCUACGACGGCGAGGUCGUCGUCUCCACGGCGCUCAUCGACAUGUACGCGAAGGCCGGGAGCCUGACGAGCGCCAAGAGGGUGUUCGGCCGGGUCCAGGGCAAGAACCUGGUGUGCUGCAACGCGAUGCUCACCGGGCUGGCCGUGCACGGGCAGGCGCACGAGGCGACGGCGCUGUUCCACGACAUGUGGAGGUCGGGGCUGAAGCCGGACGGCAUAACCUUCACGGCGCUGCUCACCGCAUGCCGGUCCAUGGGCCUGGUCACCGAAGCAUGGGAGUACUUGGACGACAUGGAGGCCAAGUACGGCGUGGCGCCGACGGCCGAGCACCACGCCUGCAUGGUCGACCUGCUGGCCCGUCGCGGGUACCUCGACGAGGCGAUGGCCUUCAUCGAGCGGUCGCCGGCCGAGCCCGGAGCGAGCUCAUGGGGCGCGCUCCUCACCGGCUGCGCCAUCCACGGCAACCUGGACCUCGCGGAGUCCGCCGCGAGGCACCUCUUCAAGCUGGAGCCGCACAACUCGGCCAACUACCUGGCGAUGAUGAGCCUGUACGAGCAGCACCAGAUGUUCGACGAGGCGGAGAGCCUCAAGUACGCGAUGAAGGCGAGAGGGGUGGACGCGAGACCGGGGUGGAGCUGGACGCAGGCCGGACGGAGCAUCCACGUCUUCGAGGUCGACGGCGGGUCGUCGCCGCACCCGGAGACGCCGGAGAUAUACGACGAGAUGAGCCGGCUGGUGUCCCAGAUGAGGAUGGUGGGGUACGUGCCGGACACCGGCUGCAUCGCCUACGACGUCCCGGAGGAGGAGAAGGAGCUGCUGCUGCUCUGCCACACCGAGAAGCUGGCCGUCGUCUACGGGCUGAUCCGGUCGGACAAGAGCCGGGCGCCCGUUAGGGUGGUGAAGAACACCAGGAUGUGCAGGGACUGCCAUGAGGUGAUCAAGCACGUUUCGGCUCUGUGUGGCCGGCAGAUUAUUCUUCGCGAUGCCUCCAGGUUCCACCAUUUCGUCGACGGCAAGUGCUCGUGCGACGACUACUGGUGAUCGGAGAGAUGGUUGGGUUAUCUGCUGGGUGUGGCAAUUUGGCCGCAGUUGGUUGCAGGGUUCUGAAUUAUUAUCAGAUAAUUAUAGCUCAACUACGAUCCUACAUUCUCGGGUUAAUUGACGUGAGAAUUGGCCAUUUAUGGAAAAAGGAACAGGCUCAACACAAGCAUUUUUUGA
Molecule: messenger RNA, 2893 nt
Organism: Hordeum vulgare subsp. vulgare (domesticated barley)
Lineage: Eukaryota; Viridiplantae; Streptophyta; Magnoliopsida; Poales; Poaceae
Product: pentatricopeptide repeat-containing protein At4g01030, mitochondrial-like
Exons: 1
Coding region: 17-2716 (899 amino acids)
Biological process (GO): RNA modification
Molecular function (GO): RNA binding; zinc ion binding; protein binding
Source: RefSeq, a predicted model, not a curated record